This is a messenger RNA of Paraglomus occultum, 2340 nucleotides long. The record is from the annotation of a GenBank genome assembly. Lineage: Eukaryota; Fungi; Glomeromycota; Glomeromycetes; Paraglomerales; Paraglomeraceae.
AUGGACGAUAACUCUCCGUUAGACGAUUGGGAUUGGUCAAACGAUGAUACGAACAGAUCAUACAUUGAGCCAUCAACACGCUGGUCUCGCGAAAAGACACGAUACCUGUUUAAGACGAAUUUCUUAACACCUUACAAAAUAUGUCUACUAGCAUUGAUAGAUGCUUAUUGUGAUCAAGGGAAUGAAGACUUUGAAGUACCAUUAUUAUAUUUCCUAAUUGAUAGGUUGAGCGUUUGCGAUGAUUAUAGCUAUCCGGAGCCAACACUACCUGAGCUUUGUGUAAGGAUGGAAGAAAGUGAUAGUGCUAAUGGAAAAUCGAUAAAAAUGACUCUCUUCGAUAAGUUGAGAGAUCUCGAAACACCACAUGAAUUUAUCGCGUAUAUACAACAUACGGGAACCCUGUUAACAAGAAAUGAAAAAGACGAGGGGAAAGGACUGUCUCGUUACAGUCUAUUCGGCAUUUUCGUGCGUCGAUGCCAUAUUGAAUGUUUGCGCUUGUCUUUUGCUGAGAUUUCACUUAUUUGGAAUGCGUUUGUAGAAUACAAAUUAUCAUGUCUUUCACUUGAGCCUGAUAAUAGUGUGUAUACUUUAUCUCAUGUGGCAAAAGAGUAUACCAUGCAUAAACAAGAGAUUAUUUCUAAAAACGAUGCGGAGAAGUUUGCAGUGUAUGUAAUAACUCAACUACAGUUAUAUGGAGGAAUACUACCUCCUCAUCUUGAGAGUAAAAUACGAAUGAUUCACAAAAGACUUCCCGAGAUAUCCACUAUAUAUUACAUAGAAUAUAUAGACUGUAUGCAAUCAGGGGAAUAUGAAGGCGCUUUACGUAAUUUCUACAAUUUUUCUAACUUCUGUCCAGUGGAUGAAGCAUACAGUAAGUCGUGGUAUCAGCAUGUGCUAUUGAAUCUCGUAAAACUGCAUGCUAAAUUUGGACACAAGGAGCAGGCAUUGUUGGCGAUAUCGGAAACCAUAAGAAUGGCGCGUGAGAGUAAUGAUCAAGAAUGUCUACGAUUUGCACUAAGCUGGUUGUAUUAUCUUAAAUCGUAUGAAUACGUCGAAUCAAUACGUCUUGGCGCGACAGAACAGCAAAUGCUAGAUUCGAUGAUUGACAAAGCUAAGGAGGCAAACUUCAGCAGCCUACAGUCGCUGGGUGAAUUGGGGAAAGCAGCAAAAAAGCUUCAACAGGCAAUCAUUAAACAUUGUUUUAUAAGAGAUUAUAACCGAUGUCAGUUAUCAACUGAUUAUUUGUCAUGGAUAACCUUAGGUGUCUGGGACAUUUAUGGUGACUAUAAUUCGAUGUUUUCAUUGGAAGACAGCACAUGCAAGCGAGGUGCUAACAGUAAUCUAAUAGGCAACAAUGGAUUGUCCACUUUGUACUCAUCUCAAAUAAUAACACAGAAACGUCCAAAUCCCGAAGAUAGUGUUAUUGCAUAUUGCCAAAUAGCCGAACAUCAUAUGUUAAAUGGAAAUUAUACAGAGGCAAUAAGACUGUUUAUGGACUCGAUCAAUAUUUUUAUUGAUAUACGCCGAGCGGCAUCUCAAUGGAUAUCCUCUCUUGGAAGAAUAAAAUAUACCAAAAGUCUAGAGAGCUGCGAGUUCUAUAACAUCGAAGCAUUAGAGAUCCAACUACGUGCAGCCUGCCAAUACGAUCCAAUAGUAGCUGCCGAUUUUGAAUAUCAAAGAGCAUCUCAUUUGUCUAAGAGUAAUAGAGAGGGCAUGGCAGUUGAGUUGCUACACUCGUUAAUAGAACAGAGCAGUCGUCUUCGGUCAACAAAUCAGAUGAAUGUUGCAAAUUAUUUACUGAAAUUGGCUGAAAUCAGGAUGACGUCUACUCACCAAACAUCGGCGCUUCCAUACGUGCUCUCCUCCCUCUGCUUAAGUGAACGAUUUCAUUAUCGUAGUAGCUACUUAAUGGCCAUUAUACGACUUGCUGAGAUCCUUUUGAGUUUCAACCUAGCCACCAGAUCUAUUGGCAUGAUAGAAAAGAUUAUGCCAGAACUGCUUGCAGAGCAUUCUUUGCGUUUACAAUCAGUUGGACAAUUGGUGUAUGCUGAAUGUAUUAUCGCAAGCAUUACUGAGGAUCAACGGGCAGUUGGAAGAACACCUACGAAUAGUCUCAAUGAUACGAUUCCAUUCUUGGAUGCAGCUCUUACAGGUUUUUCUCGCCUAUUUUCAAUCGCCGAAGCCCUCAAAGUGCUUCAGUUGCAAGCUUACGUUUACAAUGCGAUUGGAUCUCUUUCUUCACGGAAUGAGGCUGCUUCUGCGUAUCUAAAUCUACUUAAUCGCCUUGAAUAUAAUGAGAGCAGACAUCCUGACCAUGAUAGUUAUUAUUAUGGCACGUAA